UCCUGUUUACUGUAGCUAGAGCGAUAGCUGGGUCGUCAAGCUAUGCUUAGUUUGCUCAAAGACAGCUUGAAACUAAGCUGAAAUACAUAAAAAGGAGUGAUUCAGAAAUUAUAUCCACGUAAAACGUUAACACAUUUACUUCAGCAUCGCUUUAGUGUGAGGUAUGUCAAUACAGUUUGCUGUAAAAUAAACAAACUUAACUAUUGCGACCGAACAAGUUAACUUCUUUUAACGGUCAGAGUGGUAGAAACACAGCGGCUCCUAAACAUGGUUGUGCUUUGAAUUCGGCUAUUUUUUCUUUUUCUUUUUAAGCAUUUAGAGAUUUAUUGAGGUAGCGUCGGUUUGUUUUUGUGAACCGCCCAGAUGAUCGAAGUGGUGGCCUCCAUGGCCCGGGGCCCAGUGUUCCUGGCCGGGGAGCUCCUGGAGUGCCUCAUAACCUUCACCAACCCAAUGUCUCACCUCUCCACCUCUGCCAGCAGCGAGAUGUUGGCGUGGGCCAGUGCCCAGAUCCACUGCCAGUUUCACGCCAGUGAGAACAGAGUGGCCCUGCCGUCCCAGGGCAACAAGCAGGACGUCCAGGCAGACAGCGACACAGUGCUGAUUCCAAGCAGAGGUGAGCGAGGCCAGUGUGUGCUCGACACCCCUCCCAAGAUACUAUUUUGUGAUCUCCGCCUCGACCCUGGAGAAAGUAAAACUUAUUCCUACAGCGAGGUGGUUCCCGUAGAUGGACCUCCUAGUUUUCGAGGUCAGGCUGUGAAGUACGUCUACAAACUGACCAUCGGCUGUCAACGAGUCAACUCUCCAAUCAAGUUGCUCCGGGUUCCUUUCAGAGUCUUGGUUCUGCAGGGAAUGCCAGAGCCUCCAUUUCCUCAGGAUGAAGAAGUUUCUCCGUCCAACCCUUUUCUGGAGGAAGAGGAAGCCAGCCGCCAUGAUGCGAGGGCUUUAGAGAGAGCCCUGGACAUGCUGAUGGUCACCACCUCUAGACGAUGCCCUCAUAUGUUUAAUAUCACCAACACUCGAGGAAAAGUGGCAAAGUUCUGCAUCUUCAAGACUGUUUACAGACUCGGAGAGGACAUUGUUGGUACUUUUAAUUUCUCAGAAGGAGACAUUCCUUGCCUGCAGUAUUCGGUGAGCCUUCAGAGCGAGGAGGAGAUCCAGCAGCAGUAUCAGCGGCGACCCGGACAGGCCAUAAGCCUGACUGGACACGGGCGACACCUGGAGUCCUGCCUCCACACAGCCUCCAGCCACUUUUCUCUCCCCGUACCUCUCAAUGUUACGCCGGGGUUCAGCACAGAUAUCGUCACCCUGAGGUGGCGCCUGCACUUUGAAUUCGUCACAGCCCGUGAGCCGAUGGAACCUCCCACCGUUCUGCAGAACCAAUCAGAGGUCACCAUCUGGGCUGGGGCAGAGCAUGUGGAUGUGGAUACCUUCAGCUGGAACCUGCCCAUCAGAGUGCUGCCGACAAACCCAGCGCUGGCUUCCUACGUUUCUCAGUUUACCGGGACCAACAGUAUUAAUAUCUGAGCGCCAGAGCUGUUUUAAGGACUGAUGUGUGUUUGUGUGUGAUUUCCUUUUAAAAAUGAAAUAUAUCUGCACAGAUGUGCAAAUUCCCUGAAGAAAUAAGAGAAAUGGAUUUUCAAUUAAAACAAACUGUAUUUUGCAUGGACUUGGGAUCCGUGCAGUUUGUACCCUGCUGCUGGAAACACCUGUAAAGAGAUGGAUGGAUGGAAAUGUUGCCCUUUUUUGACUUUUUAAGAUUUUGUUUCAAUUUCUUUUAGAAAUAUCCCUUUUCUCUUUUUCUGGUUAUUUAUUUCACAAAUGCUUCAUGCUUUGAACAGUUGUUUUUUUCAUUAUUUGAAGCUUGCAUUGCUUCUACUAAAUGCUUUCUGUUUCAGAGCUUUUCUUUGACCUUGGGCUGAAGCACAAGAAAGUAUUAAAAAUGUGAA
Cyprinodon variegatus (sheepshead minnow) is the source of this 1946-nucleotide messenger RNA. It is a transcript of the gene rgp1, whose product is annotated as RGP1 homolog, RAB6A GEF complex partner 1. Gene Ontology annotation, cellular component: Ric1-Rgp1 guanyl-nucleotide exchange factor complex; Golgi membrane. The record is from RefSeq and is a predicted model, not a curated record. Gene Ontology annotation, biological process: retrograde transport, endosome to Golgi. The transcript has 8 exons. Bases 364 to 1524 code for a protein of 386 amino acids. Lineage: Eukaryota; Metazoa; Chordata; Actinopteri; Cyprinodontiformes; Cyprinodontidae.